This is a messenger RNA of Glossina fuscipes, 711 nucleotides long. Its product is annotated as proteasome subunit beta type-1-like. Bases 1 to 711 code for a protein of 236 amino acids. NCBI's taxonomy places the organism in Eukaryota, Metazoa, Arthropoda, Insecta, Diptera, Glossinidae. The record is from RefSeq and is a predicted model, not a curated record. Gene Ontology annotation, cellular component: proteasome core complex. The transcript has a single exon.
AUGGAUAUUUCAUAUAACAACCAGUCCUCGAAGAUACAAAUUCCCGAUGUUAAACGCUACGAUUUCCAACCUUAUGAAUCCAAUGGCGGCUCAAUAGUAGCAGUAGCUGGGGAUGGCUUUGCGGUUAUUGCUGCCGAUACCCGUCUAAGCAGUGAUUAUACUAUUCACACACGUAAUCAAAACAAAUUAUUUCCACUAACAACUGAAACUGUCCUUGGUUCGACUGGAUGCUGGAGCGAUACCUUGGCUCUUACUUCGUUAGUUCAAAUUCGCAUGAAAAUGUAUGAACAAGAGCAUAUGAAAAUCAUGCCCACCGAGGCCGCAGCGCACAUGUUAUCAAUUCUGAUGUAUAAUCGACGCUUCUUUCCCUAUUAUGUAUCGAAUAUAUUGGUUGGCCUAGAUAUUGAAAGCAAAGGAGUUGUUUACUCAUAUGAUCCUAUAGGCCAUUGUGAGAAAUCCAUGUAUAAGGCUUCGGGUUCGGCGGGAUCUCUUUUACAGCCGGUUUUAGACAGUCAGCUCGGCAUGAAAAAUACCGUACCGCAAAAGUGCAGCCCUUUUGUCGAAUUUAAUAAGGAAAGAGCCGUACGCAUAGUGAGCGAUGCAUUCAUAUCGGCAGCAGAACGCGAUAUAUACACGGGUGAUACUGUUGCCAUUGAUAUCAUUACUCAAGAUGGGUGCGAAGUACGUGAACUACAGUUGCGAAAGGAUUAA